AUGAUUUUCAUCCGCACCAUAAAGACCUCAGGGAUAUCUCUUGGCUUCUUUAAUGCUCCAAUUCUCUGUCUCUUCUGGCUGAGAGCCAUGCAUUCAGUGGACUCAGUCCAGUUGUCGGCUCCAGAGGUGGUAACAGGAGCAUCCGGAGGGUCACUGACAGUCCCUUGUCAGUACGGCCAUGAGUACAGAGAAUAUCCAAAGUACUGGUGCAGAGGACCAAUAUAUAAGUGGUGUGAAAUAGUGGUGAACACUCCUGGGGGGAAGCAGUGACAGAAUCUCUAUAUUGCUGAUGAUAAGAUAGCAGGAGUCUUCACUGUGACUAUGUCUUCUCUCAGAGAAAGUGAUGAAGGUACCUACUGGUGUGUGGUCGCCAGACCUGGAAUAAACCCCUACACUGGUGUCCGGAUCCACGUCUCCCAACCAGCAAUAACAACCACCACUCCCACCACCAUACUGGAACGGUAUGAAAUGAGUUGGUGAGCAACUCUACGUUGGAUAGUCUUUAUUGUAAUGCUGUGUUGUUUGGUAUCAACACACAUCGCUGUUUGGAGGAUAAAGAUUGCGAGAAAGAAACGGCAACAACU
Messenger RNA from Trematomus bernacchii (emerald rockcod), 584 nucleotides. Its product is annotated as CMRF35-like molecule 3. The record is from RefSeq and is a predicted model, not a curated record. Lineage: Eukaryota; Metazoa; Chordata; Actinopteri; Perciformes; Nototheniidae.